Messenger RNA from Chelonia mydas (Green sea turtle), 2733 nucleotides. RefSeq names its product cytochrome P450 2G1. Gene Ontology annotation, molecular function: iron ion binding; oxidoreductase activity, acting on paired donors, with incorporation or reduction of molecular oxygen, reduced flavin or flavoprotein as one donor, and incorporation of one atom of oxygen; heme binding. NCBI's taxonomy places the organism in Eukaryota, Metazoa, Chordata, Testudines, Cheloniidae. Gene Ontology annotation, cellular component: cytoplasm; intracellular membrane-bounded organelle. The record is from RefSeq and is a predicted model, not a curated record. The transcript is spliced from 9 exons. Gene Ontology annotation, biological process: xenobiotic metabolic process. The coding region runs from base 121 to 1605 and encodes 494 amino acids.
CUCUGUUUACCUGGUAGAGUUUCAGGAUGACAAGAAUGGCACCGUCUCCCCUUACCGAGCAGCCUGCAUAUAACAGCCAAGUCGGCGCUGUCUCUUGGCCAUUCACCGGCUGCGCUGGCCAUGGAGCUCGGCGGAGCCGUGACCAUAUUCCUGGCUAUCUGCCUCUCCUGUCUGGUUCUCCUUUCGGCCUGGAAGAAAAUGCACCAGGGGGGGAAGCUGCCCCCGGGGCCGACCCCUCUGCCCUUCCUCGGCAACUUGCUGCAGCUGAAGACCAACGAGACCUUCAAGUCGUUCAUGGCGCUGCGGGACAAGUACGGCCCGGUGUUCACGGUGCACCUGGGCCCGCGGCGGGUGGUGGUGCUGUGCGGGCACGAGGCGGUGAAGGAGGCCCUGGUGGAUCAGGCCGAGGAGUUCAGCGGCAGAGGGGCGCUGGCGUCCAUCGACCGGAAUUUCAAUGGUUUCGGGGUGGCUUUGGCCAAUGGGGAGCGGUGGCGGCAGCUGCGCCGGUUCUCCCUCACCAUCCUCAGGAACUUCGGCAUGGGGAAGCGGUCCAUCGAGGAGCGGAUCCAGGAGGAGGCCCAGUUCCUGCUGGAGGAGUUCCGGAAAACCAGAGGUUUGCCCUUUGACCCGAUCUUCUUCCUGAGCCGCACGGUCUCCAACGUCAUCAGCGCCGUCGUCUUCGGGAGCCGCUUCGACUACGAGGACGAGACGUUUCUGUCCCUGCUGCGCAUGGUCAACGAAAGCUUCGUAGAGAUGAGCACGCCCUGGGCCCAGCUCUACGACAUGUUCUCCUGCGUCAUGCAGUACCUGCCUGGGCGCCACCACCGCAUCUACCACCUCAUCGAGGACCUCAAGGCCUUCGUCGCCCAGCAGGUGACGAUCAACCAGGCCUCACUCGAGCCCAGCGCCCCGCGGGACUUCAUCGACUGCUUCCUCAUCCAGAUGGAAAAGGAAAAGCAAAACCCCAACAGCGAAUUCAACACCAAGAACUUGGUGCUGACCACGCUCAACUUGUUCUUCGCUGGCACGGAGACCGUCAGCUCCACCCUGAGAUACGGGUUCCUGCUCCUCAUGAAACACCCGGGCGUCCAAGAAAAGGUGCACCAGGAAAUUGACCACGUCAUCGGCCGGGACCGCGUUCCCGCCAGCGAGGACCGGAUGAAGAUGCCCUACACGGACGCGGUGAUCCACGAGAUCCAGAGGGUGACGGAUAUCGUGCCCAUGGGGGUGCCGCACACCGUGAUCCGGGACACCCAGUUCCGGGGGUACACCCUCCCCAAGGGCACUGACGUGUUCCCCUUACUGGGCUCUGUCCUACGGGACGCGAAAUACUUCAGCAACCCAGAAGAAUUCAACCCGGGGCAUUUCCUGGAUGAGAACGGCCGUUUUAAGAAGAACAAGGCUUUCGUGCCGUUCUCCUCAGGGAAGCGUGUGUGCCUGGGCGAGGCCAUGGCCCGCAUGGAGCUCUUCCUGUAUUUCACCACGAUCCUGCAGAGCUUCUCACUGAAACCCCUCCUGCCCCCGGAGGACAUCGACAUCAGCUGGAAAGUGAGUGGGUUCGGGAACGUGCCCCCCACGUACGAGAUGUGCCUGCUCCCUCGCUGAAGAACCUGAGCGACCAAGUGGGGAGGCCGCGGGGGAGGAUAGCAAGCAGUUGCCGAGCCUUGUAGGAACUAGAGGGAAGAUCGCCGCACCCUGCAUUACUUAAUCUUCAGUCCUGGGCAGAUCUGUCAGAAGCUCAGAGCAAUUCAGCUUAGCAGCCAUCUAGGGGUAGGGGGGCUUUGAAGGGCAUUUCUUCACAGCACGAAAACUGGGCUGGUCUUUAGAGGGUUCCACUGAGACUAGAUUCCUAGGUAGGAAAGCUAGAGAAUCUCCCCCCGUGGUUCCCGCACCCAGCCCAUAUCUUGUGGUUUAGCUAGAGGGCAGGAAGAGACACCCGAUUGCAAAGUAAAGUCUCCAAGCCGUGAAGAAUCGACCGUGUGGGGUAGGCUGAUGGGAAGCCGGGUUUGAUGAUACCCUGCUUGCCAUUUUUGUCCAGCUGGAGUCCCCAGCUACCACCCUGGGGGCUGAACUGACAUGACUGGAUGGCCCUGUGGGUGGAUUAUUCCAUGGGGUUUGAAGGCAGGGUCUGUGGGCGUAAAAGCAAGAGCCUCUAAGGUGUGAAUGCAGAAGGAGACUCAGAUCCACAGGAUAUUAACUUGAUUCAUAUUAGCCAUUCAGGGGUGCAAUUUCUCUAGUGUAGACUGGAGCCGGCCAAAGUACGGGGAAUUUCGCUGGAAAUUUUGGAGCCAUUUCAAUUUCUUGAGGUUGGAAACAGACCAUUGUUCUUCACCCCCCGCCCCAACCCUAAAAUUAUUAGAGACAUUUAAAUAUUUUUUGCCAACAUUUUUCACUUUCUUUUUUUUCAUUGGCUUCUCUGUCAGUCUUUGAUCUUUUCCCUCCUUUUCUUCACCUGAAAAAAAGUCAAACGACGGGAGGGAAGGGGCACGAAGACAGAAGGCAAAAAUGACAAAGGAUAUUUUAGGUAGAAGUUUACCAACAUAAUUCAAAAAGGGAUCAUUUUCAGUACAGCUUUGACCCGCCCUGGUGCAAAGGAGAGUCCAGUUUCUUCUUUCCAUCGCCUCUGACUGCCCGUGGCAGACUCCCAUCCCGGUCUGGUUAUUCUUUAUCUGGGACAUUUGGGGAGCUUAAUUUUGCAAUUAAUUUAAAUAAACGAGCCCCUGCGUGAUUAAA